Messenger RNA from Haplochromis burtoni (Burton's mouthbrooder), 807 nucleotides. RefSeq names its product WD40 repeat domain 95 (gene wdr95). Lineage: Eukaryota; Metazoa; Chordata; Actinopteri; Cichliformes; Cichlidae. The transcript has 8 exons. Bases 180 to 785 code for a protein of 201 amino acids. Gene Ontology annotation, molecular function: protein binding. The record is from RefSeq and is a predicted model, not a curated record.
CAUGCUGAUUUAUUCUAAUAAUCCAGGCUGCCUUGCAUAAUAGUAACUGUCACAAUUCCCUCCUUCUGAUUAAGAUUGAUGAGAAAAUAUCACUUGAGACCCUUGAGAAACUGAAACUAGCAUUUGAGGAAUUUGAAUCAGGUGGAUUGAGAUACAUUGAUGUGGCCAAAUUUGGACCUAUGAUGAAGAAGUGUUUGGAUUUACCUAAUGCAACCUACAUGGAGAUUCAAGGGUUAUUUAAGAAGAUUGAUUAUUUAGGCAAAGGGACGAUUUCAUGGGGUGAGUUCUGCACAUACAUGCUGCAGCAGUAUAAAGGGCAGGAGGAAACUGCAAGACGCAACAACCAGGUGGCCUUCAUUCUGCCAGCCACCAUGAAUUCCUUUAAUCACGGGAUUCCUAUUGUCAACAUCCAGUCUACUCAUGAUGACACCAUCGUAACAGUGCGAGAAGACGGGUGUGCUUGCCACUGGAGUCCUGAACUUAAACCCCAGAAGACCAAACACCUGUUUAAUGAAGAUCCAACAAAUACAAAGUCAAAAUGGGCAAGUGACUUUGCUCUGAUGAGCGAGUACAACAAGCUGAUGAUCGCGACAGGGGAUAGAGAGCUCCAGCUUUAUAACCUUUUCUCUCUGGAGCCUUAUUGUCAGAUCAGUGAACUAGAAACAAUACCCCUGACAGUGGACUACAGCUACAAUGGCCAGGAUAAAUGCUGUGUUCUGUAUGGAGACUCUGAAGGAUGUGUGACUAUCAUGUUAAUAUCCUCUGCUGGAGAUACCUUCAGGUAAUGUUGCUUUUUCAAAUACUUAC